Penaeus vannamei (Pacific white shrimp) is the source of this 4743-nucleotide messenger RNA. RefSeq names its product I-kappaB kinase epsilon (gene IKKepsilon). The record is from RefSeq and is a predicted model, not a curated record. Gene Ontology annotation, biological process: peptidyl-serine phosphorylation. NCBI's taxonomy places the organism in Eukaryota, Metazoa, Arthropoda, Malacostraca, Decapoda, Penaeidae. Gene Ontology annotation, molecular function: protein serine/threonine kinase activity; ATP binding. Gene Ontology annotation, cellular component: cytoplasm.
AAAAAAUAGUAAAACGAUAGUAACUCCAAAGCAAAAUAUUAUCCCGAGUAAAACGUGUCGCCAGCUGACUGUUUGUUUACUGGCCUUGGCGGAUGUGAAUGACUGCGGUUGACUGGCUCGCUCAAGGCCCCACGGUCGCUACAGUCAUCUCCAAAAGCUGCAGUUCAUCUUGAGAAAAGUUUUAUAGUACAAAAUCGUGCAAAAAUGACCUCUAAGAAAGCUUCGGAUGUGAGCAAAAGAGAGGUGAAUGUAACAGGAAUGUCAUUUCUGCGAGGAUCAGCCAACUAUGUCUGGUGUACGACUUCUGUCUUGGGGAAGGGGGCCACAGGAGCCGUCUUUCAGGGCGUUAACAGGCACACGGGAGAACCAGUUGCCGUCAAAACGUUUAAUCAGCUCUCACACAUGCGACCACAUGAGGUACAGAUGCGUGAGUUUGAAGUACUUAAGAAGGUCAACCAUGAGAAUAUUGUAAAACUCCUUGCUAUAGAAGAAGAGCAAGAAGGACGGGGGAAGGUGAUUGUGAUGGAGCUUUGUACCGGAGGCUCGCUCUUCAACAUUCUGGACGAUCCAGAAAAUAGUCAUGGCCUAGAGGAGGACGAGUUUAUCUUGGUGCUUUCACAUCUUGCUGCAGGGAUGAAACACUUGAGGGAUAAUAGUCUUGUACAUCGGGAUCUCAAACCCGGGAACAUAAUGAAGUUUACAGACGUUGAUGGGUCUACUAUUUAUAAGCUAACAGAUUUUGGUGCCGCUCGAGAAUUACAGGAUGACCAGCAAUUCAUGUCUCUCUAUGGAACUGAAGAGUAUUUGCACCCUGACAUGUAUGAACGUGCAGUGCUCAGAAAACCUGUCGGAAAGACCUUUGGAGCCAGGGUGGAUCUGUGGUCAAUAGGUGUGACACUUUACCACGUAGCCACAGGACAGCUUCCUUUUCGCCCGUAUGGAGGUCGGCGUAACAAAGAGACCAUGUACCACAUAACAACGGAGAAGGCCCCAGGAGUCAUAUCAGGUGUACAGACUUCAGAAAAUGGGCCAAUUGACUGGUGCACAGAGCUCCCUGAAACUUGCCAAUUGAGCCUGGGGCUUCGUAAGUUGGUGACUCCCCUACUAGCAGGCCUUCUUGAAGUUGACCCCCAGAGGAUGUGGAACUUUGAGAGGUUCUUCCAGGAAGUUACAAUGAUAUUGAGCAAGAAAGUGGUUCAUAUCUUCUUUGUAAACAAGGUGCAACCUCUUACAGUAUACAUGGAUCCAGAACACAGGUAUGAAGAACUGCAAUACUUGAUAUGUGAACAGACAGACAUGAAUCCAGUCAACCAACUUCUCCUCUAUGACAAGAAACACUUGAGUGACAUUGUGGCUCCAGACCAGCCAUCAUCAUCUUAUCCAUCAACAACUCCUCGAACACCAUUGGUUCUCUUCUCAAAACAAGAUGAUGACAUCACACUCACUCUGCCAGAAACCCCAGCUGUCAAAUUUGGAAGCUUCCCAACCUUGGUAAGUGUAGAACAUGAUGCUGCAGUGGGCAAGUCCAUGUGUUCAGUCGGCCAUGCUAUCAAGCGCAAGAUCGACUACUUCUCAAAAUGUGUUCACCUGAUGGAUUAUAGUGUUCUCAUGUUCAUCGAAGUGAUUGUUACCCAGUUAACGACUCUGCAAGACCGCGUUGGCCAUGUCCAGUCCCUUACAUCAGCUGUUAGUGAUCGUUUUAGUCAGCUGGUUGCCAAUCACCGAAGAUUCCUUAUGUUAACUCAGAUGUGUGGAGGAAACCAGGAGAGCAGCUCUCAACCCCUAAGAGAACGGCUAGAGGAUCUGGUCAACAACAAAGUUGAUGCUGAGAAAGCUGCCACACCAACCCUGGAGUCAUCACCCACCCAAUCACCAGCCCAGAGGCUUGAAGAGAUGAUGGGUGCCAUAGUCCUCGAGGAGACGGUGGUUCGUGACUCCCUCAAUGCCAUGCUGCCAGUCGUGAACCAGCUGUAUGAGAGGGUGGUCCGAGGCGGUCAGCUUCGUCGACAGUGGCAGCAGACUGGGAACAAUGCCUUGGCCGUGGAGAGGGCACCAAACAAAGCCUCUACUUAUGUCACCAAGCUCAGGGAGUCUUGGCAGCACUUGCUCAGAGAUAGAGCAGCGAGAACACUAACAUUUAACGAUGAGCAGUUCCACUUGCUGGAGAAGAUGAAAAUGAAAGAGACGGCAAAGUCCUUAGAGACCCUCCUGGCCUCCGUCACAGCUACACUUCACCACACUACAGAUAACUUGGCUGACUGGUGCAAAGUUGCCAAAGUCCAGAGAGUCCAGACUGAGAUUGAAGAGGCAGAUGUGGAGAAGCACGAGGGACUGUUGGCUUCUUUCCAGGACACCUUAGGCAACACAGAAGACCAGUACCACCAAACCCUCUCUGGACUCCUGGCAGCCAUAAAAGACAAGAAACUGCAAGAUGACCCAAGAUUACAAACUGAGAAUCCAGACACAGGGGCAGCCAAGAUCAACAAUGGAACAGGCAGCACGAAUGAGCCUAAAGAGACCCAAAAGUCAAAGAAAGAAAGUUUGAACAAGGCCCGGUUGAAACUCUCGUUGCGUGAAAUGUGUGAAGCUCAAGAAGAAGUUAUGAGACUGCUGGAGGAAAAUGGGACAAUUAUCAAGCGAUUCCAGCGCAUUACAAGUCAGUCUGAUCUAUCGGAAGAGCAUUAGGGAAACAAGCAUUAUUAGUGAGAUUCUUUUGUUAUAAUGUUUUAGGCAACAUCUGCAAGCACUUGAUUAAUUUGUUUAUUUGCUUAUUUUUCUUACUCAAGUUUUCAAGGUCAGUGGCUUAUAUUAUUGUACUUACCAUAAAGUGUUUCAAGUUUUUAUUUUAUUUAUUUAUUCAUUUAUUUAUCAUUAUUUCUUGACAUUUAAGUUUAUUAAACUGUAUUAUUGUACUUUAUGUGAACUGUUUCCAGCAGAUUUUGUAUAUAUUCAUUAACUGUACAUUAUCAUUUUGCAUUUAUUAAUGAUUCACUCUACUAGUUUGACAAAGUGUUUGGUGCAUUAGAUGAAAGAUUUUCUGAAAUCAAUUUGUUAAGAUAUUGAUGCACUGUUGCAUUACAUUUUCAAGAUAGAAUUUUAGAGAAAUGUAUAAGUGAUAGUAGAAAAUAUGAAUUAAUUUUUUUUUUUAUUGGAAAUAAUGUGAUGAGCGUCAGCUUUAAUUGUAGACAGUCAGAUUUAUCAUUGUUAAAAGUAGGAGAGAGAGGUAAUUCCAUGCAUUUUGUACCUGGUAAUACACAAAGAAGCAAAGACACUUGGUAGUUAUGGAAGGUCUCUGUAAUUUUUUUAUUGAUAUAUAAUUAUUACCACAGUGUCCUCAAUUGUCUUUGGUUGUUGAGAUGACACGUUGGUUUUCAUUUGUUGUAGAGUGGUCUCAUAGAUUGUUUACUUUUAGGUAUGCUGUUUUCUCAAGUACAGGACUCAGAACAAGGGUGAUUCUAUAAUCCCUGGUGUCAGGACUUGAGUGAAGGUGAUUACACAUGCCCUCCAAUCCAAAUGAGUGCAGUAAAUGUCUUAACAGUUCUAGCAAAAUCAUUGUAACCAUUUUUCUGAUUGCAAAGUUUAGGGUAUAUUUUAUCAACCUUUUUUUUCUUUAUAUGAAGUGUGAAAUAAAACAUAUUUGGGUGAACAGAUUGGUCGAGGGAAAUUCUAAAGUUGAUUUUAAUAUGUAUGUAUUAAUAAUCAUCGAAAAUAUAUAUUCCAUCCUUUUUUUAAACACAAUUCCCAAUUUAUAAAUUUGCAUUUUUAGGUAAUUUAAGUUUUCUUUCUGAUCUUGUCUUAUAUAGGAGACAAGAUGUGUUUCAAAUAUCUGGGACUCAAAAUGGAAUCAAACUGUGUCAAGAUGUACUCUGCUUGGUGGAGACCAUUCCUGCCCAUUUGGGAUGCAAAUAACAUGUGUAAAGGCAUCAUAAUGGAGCCAUUUAUUAUGAAGAAUAGCAUGACUCAAUUACAAAUCCUUUUUAUAAUACUUAGUCUCUAGGUUGCACACAAAUAUUGCAAGUUUAGCACCAUGAGAUUUCUGGGAGAGAACUGUAAAAUGUUUUCACCUGUAUUAUGUAUGUGAUUUUCUUUUCAUGUUAAUUUUAUUAUUAAGGUAAAUUACGUUUUCCUCUUUCCUGUCACAUUUCUAUAUAUCUUCUUCCUUUCAAGUAGAUGAUAAUGAUGAUCUUAAAAUAUAAACAGGAAAAGGUAAUCUCUUCAUCAGGUUUGCUCGGAUCUGCUUGGUGUUCUUUCAUUUCUUUGUAUCAUAGAUCAUUCUUUUUUGUGGUAUGUAAGUUUCAUCAGCAUUUUUCCUCUCAUGAUUUUUUGGCAUAAACUCGCAGAAGAGAUGAAAGAAUAUCGGUUUCUAGGAAUUUGAAGAAAGCACGAAAGGAUUACAUAUUAGGCUUGUGAUAAUCUUUCAGUAAUUCUAAAAUGCAAAAUUGAAUAUCUUGCUGAUGGUAAGUAGAGAUAAAAUCAAGCUUUGAACCCUGGACAAGAGAUAUAUGAAACCUAGAGGUUGAGAUUACUUUUUAUACUGGAAUUUUAGUGGCAGUAUCUGAGAUUGGAGGCAAACAAAUGGAUGGAACUGUGAUGAAAAUAAGAGAGAUGUGGACACUUUUAUACAAAUUAUUGACAUGUUAUGGGGCAUAGUGAUUACAUGUUUGAUUGUUGUAAAUAUUUAUAUAUAUAUGAUGGAAAUCUUUUAUAUUUUAUAAGCAGAGGAAAUAUACAUUUAUCUCUGUG